GUUCUUUCCGCCGUGUCAUUUCCAGUGCAAGAACAUUCCCACCACCACUCUCAUUCUUUCCUCGGUGGAUGUGAUAGGGAAAGAACACUUCGACUACCGCCCUCCGUUCUUUCCUAGCGGCCUUUGCAGGGAAAGGGCCAUUCAUACCACCGUCCUCCGUUCUUUCCCUGCGGCUAGUCCCAUGUCUCCGCCCAGAGACGUCCACGGGCAUGCAAUCGACUGGAAGGCCUCUGGAGCGGGUCACGCUGGCGUCCGGAGGAGCCGCCUUUCAGCUGAUAUGGCUCUGUUCGCUGCUUCUGGUGUGCUGGGCGACACUCGGACAUGGCAUGACCGAUAACAGCAUCGCCCAGCUGCGCCAGGAGACCAGAGACAUAUUCUACCAUGGCUACGACAACUACAUGAAACAUGCCUUCCCCGAGGAUGAACUGCGGCCGCUCACGUGCGCGCCUCUUACGCGCGAUCGCCUGAACCCCGCCCACAUUGAAGUCAACGACGUGCUGGGGAACUACUCGUUGACUUUGAUUGACAGUCUGUCUACGCUGGCUAUUCUCGCGUCGUCCCCCCCGCCCGCUAAGCGAGGCCGCAACAAGCCCUUGGACGAUUUCCAGGACGGCAUCAAGCUGCUGGUGGAAUACUACGGAGACGGAACGCUAGGGUCCGAGGGUCAAGGCAAGCGGGCGCGGGGCUUUGAUCUGGACAGCAAAGUGCAGGUGUUCGAGACUGUUAUCCGCGGCGUCGGCGGCCUGCUGAGCGCUCAUCUGUUCGCCAUCGGGGAGCUGCCUAUCCGCGGGUACCAGCCUACGGCGCAGAAGAAGAGAGGAAGAGAGGGCAUUGAGUGGCGAAACGGCCUUGUGUACGAUGGCCAAUUGCUGCGUUUAGCGACCGACCUAGCCGAACGACUUAUGCCCGCUUUCCACACCCCCACGGGGCUCCCGUACCCCCGCGUGAACCUCCGACAUGGCGUGCCCUUUUACGCCAAUUCCCCGUACAACACCGAUGCCGAACACGGGCAGUGCAAGAAAGACCCCAGCGACAAGGGCACUGAAAUCACCGAGACGUGCAGCGCCGGCGCCGGAAGCCUUGUCUUGGAGUUCUCGACACUCAGCCGGCUGACUGGUGAUGCCCGUUUUGAGAGUGCGGCGAAGGAUGCUUUCUGGGCCGUGUGGCAGCGGAGGACUAGUAUUGGCUUGAUCGGGGCUGGGAUAGACUCCGAGACCGGCCAAUGGGUGUCUCCCUUCACCGGCAUUGGCGCCGGCAUCGACAGCUUCUUCGAGUACUCCAUCAAGACGCACAUCCUCCUUUCGGGCCUGCCUUAUGAUGUAGAUCGUGCUGAUGUCGACUCUCCUGACUCCUUCCUCCGGGCCUGGGAGGCUGCCCACGACGGCAUCAAACGGCACAUCUACCGUGGGGCAGCUCACCAGCACCCUCAUUACAUCCAAGUCGAUUUGUACACGGGAGCCAUGCGGGCCUUCUGGAUUGACAGCCUGAGCGCCUACUACCAAGGCCUGCUAACCCUGGCUGGAGAGCUCGACGAGGCUAUUGAGACGCACCUCCUGUACACCGCCCUUUGGACCCGGUACUCUGGGAUGCCUGAGAGGUGGUCCACGGCAACUGGAAACAUUGAGGGAGGACUCCGCUGGUGGGGUGGCCGUCCAGAGUUUAUCGAGUCCACCUGGUAUCUGUAUCGAGCGACCAAAGACCCAUGGUAUCUUCAUGUUGGAGAAAUGGCUCUUCGGGAUAUCAAAAGACGAUGCUGGACAAAGUGUGGUUGGGCUGGCCUACACGACGUCCGGACUGGGGAGCUGAGCGAUCGUAUGGAAAGCUUCUUCCUGGGUGAGACUGCCAAGUACCUUUUUCUUCUCUUUGAUCCCUCACAUCCACUCAACACUUGGGAUGCUCCAUUUGUAUUUACCACCGAAGGACACCCGCUGGUCGUGCCUAAGCGUCUACGUCAGAUUAAACCUGCCCGGCGGUCAGUUCCUACUCCCCUACCGCAACCAGCCCCUAAAGUAUGUCCUCUUCCCCCUCCGCCGGUGCCCUUCAGCAUUUCAGCUACGGCUGCGAGACCGGAUAUCUUCCAUGCCGCAAGUUUGGCACGGCUUCACCUCAUGCCUACAGUGAAGACUCUCGAAUCACCUCUGGUUGAGUUCAAUGCGGAUCAUCCAAGUAUCUCCAUUUCAGAUAUUCAGUCUCCCUCAAACUAUACUUACUACCCAUGGACACUCCCACCAGAACUUAUUCCUCGAAAUGCGACUAGCUCGAGGAUGCAGACACGGACAACGUUCGACUUGUCUUUUCCCAACCUCCCCAAUACCCUCCAAAUGGGUUCUCUUCAACGUAUCAAUGAAGGCAUCCUUGUGAACUCAAUGAGUGGUCUUCGCCUUGGCAUGAUUCGCGAACCCGACACCUUCCCCGGGGAGAAGGAGAUCCCCUUCGAUGAGCACUUCCGCAUCUACGCCAUCUCCAACGUUGCGCUAGGUCGAGACGAGAAAGUAUACAUGUCGCGGUCCACGAUCGAAAGCUUCAAUCCCGUGGACCCCUUCUUCACUCGCACACGUGACACCCAAAUGGUUGAUCUCAUCAUCGAUGCGCCACACUUGCCGUCUACAACAUCACCUUCGAGCGCCCUCUCCGAUUUUCUUGAUAGCGUCCUCAGUGAAUCCGCAAAUAUUUCCAAUUAUGAGAUUGUGGAAACAUUGGAGAUGGACAUCGGUCCUGAGGAACUAGAGAAUGAACCCUCAUACUUCUCAUCUCUACUCGCAUCUUUACAAUCCCUUCUCUCAUCCCAGCCAUCCGCAACACCAGUGUCCUCUCCACCCACUAUGGAACAACAGUUACCCGAAAUCCAACGCUUCCAUCUCCCAGGCACAUUACCUACAGGACCAGGUGCUGCGCCUUUGCCUGAUAUACCAGACCCAGAUCUCACAUUUUCGGGCACCAACCCGUUGACGUGGUCAAGCAUCUACGUUCACUCAACCCAAUUAUGCGAAGAACGUCUCCCUAUCGAAACCCCGCGCACCCAUCAAGUCAUUGUAAUACCCCGGGGUGGUUGCUCAUUCUCUACUAAACUUCGUAACAUCCCUGCUUUUCCACCAAAGAGCGGAAGCCUGCAGCUCGUUGUUAUAGUAUCGUAUCCAGAACACGAACAAGAAAGCUUUGAAUCCGCACCUACAUCUUCCGACCUAGAGACCGAUGACGGACAAUGGAGUAAUGAUAAAUUGAAUAUGCGGUCUAUGCGGCGGCAACGGAGGUUAGAGGAUCAACAACUCGUCGACUCCGAGACUAUUCAAUAUCAAGAUCCGCCUUCGCGAAACAAGAAACAAGAUAUCGAUCCUGAGUCCUCGAACUCCAAAGCCUCGCCCAAAAUGUCCAAAAAGCGUCGUUCUCCCUCGCAACAGAACGCCGGUGGCAACACGCUCGUCCAACCCCUUCUGGAUAACCUGCAAUUCACCCCUUCAGGUCUGCCGCGCCCAAAUCCUAUUCCGUUGGUGAUGGUAGGAGGAGGUCAUGAGACGAUGGACCUACUAAAGAGGGCUAAGGGGGUACAAACGAGGAGGAGAUAUUAUUUCUUAAGUCAGGGGGUUAGAAUUGCGAAUUUAAUUGUGCUGUAGCCGGCUAAUUUUUGCCCACCAGGAGUAUGUAUAUAUGAAUGAUGCGCGUAGAGGACUUGUGUGUUCGUUUUAGGAUAGAAAAAAAGUUCAUAAU
Molecule: messenger RNA, 3705 nt
Organism: Lindgomyces ingoldianus
Lineage: Eukaryota; Fungi; Ascomycota; Dothideomycetes; Pleosporales; Lindgomycetaceae
Product: seven-hairpin glycosidase
Exons: 1
Coding region: 327-3611 (1094 amino acids)
Biological process (GO): carbohydrate metabolic process; mannose trimming involved in glycoprotein ERAD pathway; endoplasmic reticulum mannose trimming
Cellular component (GO): endoplasmic reticulum; membrane
Molecular function (GO): mannosyl-oligosaccharide 1,2-alpha-mannosidase activity; calcium ion binding
Source: RefSeq, a predicted model, not a curated record